Dreissena polymorpha is the source of this 946-nucleotide messenger RNA. Its product is annotated as DNA polymerase alpha catalytic subunit-like. The transcript has 8 exons. NCBI's taxonomy places the organism in Eukaryota, Metazoa, Mollusca, Bivalvia, Myida, Dreissenidae. Gene Ontology annotation, biological process: lagging strand elongation; leading strand elongation; mitotic DNA replication initiation. The record is from RefSeq and is a predicted model, not a curated record. Bases 137 to 922 code for a protein of 261 amino acids. Gene Ontology annotation, molecular function: purine nucleotide binding; DNA-directed DNA polymerase activity; chromatin binding. Gene Ontology annotation, cellular component: alpha DNA polymerase:primase complex.
AAUGUGACAUAUUGAAUAAAGGCUAAAAAAUGACUCACGUCUGCAGAAACUUUAUAUCUUAUUAGUAAGACAAAAAACGUUGCGAUACAGUGGUGAUAGAGUUACGCCCCCUGAUUUUCCCGCCAACUUCAACACUAUGGCGCCAGCACAAGACCCCAAAAAUGACAGCGAUGAUAAUUCAUCAGAAAGUUUUGUUCCACUUGCCCAAGGUCGUUCAAGACGUGAAAAGAAAGACAAGGGAGGUAAGCUAGCUGCUCUUGCCAGACUGCGGGAUGUCAAGUCCAAAGGUGGAAAGAACAAAUACGAUAAAGACGAGGAGGAGGAUGUAUAUGAGGAGGUGGAUGAGGAGGAGUACUCGGACAUCGUACGGAAACGUCAGGAGGAUGACUGGAUUGUUGAUGAUGAUGGCAGUGGCUAUGUGGAGGAUGGUAGAGAGAUUUUUGAUGAGGACUUGGAUGAUGACCAAUUUACUAAGCAGGACAAAAAGAAGGAUUUGGAGAAGAAGAAGAAUGCUAAUAUUAUGCGUCCUGGAAGCAAACCUAAGGCUAAUAUCAAGUCAAUGUUUGCUGCUCAGGCUGCCACAGGCAAGAGGAAGCCAGAGAAGGAUGCGAGUGUGAAGGGAGACGAGUUGCUAGGCGACAUCAUGACAGAGCUUCAUAGCGGCCCAUCUGACCUCAUGAGGCCACCACCUGUGAAGCUGACCAAGAAGAGGCCUUCUCUCCCCCCUGUCAGGCCCCCUCACAUGCCCUUUGUGACAGCCAAGCCUACAGGAUCCCCAGCCAUGCGGCCUGCCAAGCUUCCACAUGGAUCUGCAUCAUCAAAGGGCCUACCCCGUCCCCAGAUCAAGGUGGAGCCGUUGGAAGAUGAAGAGCCUGUGAUAGAGGAGUUACCAGAGCCAGAUGGAGACAGACGCCAGACAUAGAGGAGAUAGAGGAGGAGAAGGAGA